AUGUUUGAGGGGCCUCUGGAGGAUGGCCUCCCCCUUUCAGGACGUCGUCAGGUUAUGGUCCUGAAGGACUCUGAACUCAUUGUAGCUGCUGGGAGCGAACUGAGGAUAACUUCUCUUUCGGACUCCAAACUUGGAAGGAGUACGAACAGGUUGUUCAAGGUCUUGAACACCCCGAAUAUGCAAUUCGGGAUCCACCAACUCGCCCUGAAUCCGAGUGGCAAGCUUAUAGCUGUGGCAGGAGCAUACCAAGUUGCAGUUGUGGUCCUCCCUCGUGCUGGGUAUUCCAAGCUUGUAUCCUCUUCUGUGGAUUGCAAGUCAAUCCAAGUAGGAUCUUUCUACCAUAAUUCGCAUCCGGCUGCUCCCAUAGCCAAGAUUGAAUGGCAUCCCUGGGGCGAAGCAGGAUCCACACUCAUGGUCAUGACCGUCGACGGGAAACUAAGAGAGUAUGACAUUUCGGUUGAUACUGAGGAACCCCAACAAGUGCUGUCCUUUGUUCCCGAGAAGAAGAACUCGAAGUCAUACCUGGCGGAAGACCCUGCCGAGCACGAGGUUGCAUCAUUUACUCUAGGAAAGGGUAAAGCAGAUUGGGGCCCACUCACCGUCUACGCCAUCAUGAGGUCAGGAGACAUUUAUUCUAUAUGCCCUUAUAUGCCCAAAAACGCAUCUGUGCCAUCGUCUUACGUGCAUGCACUGGAAUGUUUCAUCUCCGCCAAGCAGGAGUUCUUAUCUCAGGGGACAUCUAGCGGGACGUCAGCCCUUUCGACGCUCUACGACUACCAACGGAAAUUUGUCACAGCGUUGCUGAGGCAACUUCCACCGGGGACUGUGUACCCGGCCAUCUCUCGCUCAUUUUCUAUGCACCCUCCCACGACCAUAAAAAACCAACCAAUGCGUCAGGGGCCUUUCCUCCUCCAACCUUCGCCUCGUUCAUUAGAAGAUAGCGAAGGCGGUGAUGCAACGGACAUCGCGUAUCUUGCCUUCAUUCGUGAUGACGAUGAAGACGACGCAGGCGAGACUGAACGUCUUGGAAUUGUCAUCGUCACAUAUCAAGACGGUAAAAUUGACGUUUGCUUAGACGUAGAGAAAGUCGAGGCGCGGUGGGAGAGCAAACAGGAUAUAUCUCAGGACCUGCCCAUGCUAGCAGUCUACGAGUGCAUAGACUUGGGCUUGAUUUCGAUGCUGAAACAGACGCCACCUUUGUCAUCAGGCACACCCAUCCUCGACCUCCUCCAAGCAAACCACCCCGUCUUACUGAUGGAUCCGAUACAUGACGAUACUGUAUACGUCUAUCAUGCUUUUGGCGUUCAUGUCCUUGAUUUUGGAGACCUGCUGCAAUGUCUCUCCAAUGGACUCCGCGCAGACGACGACGACGGCGUUGCAUUGAAGCAAGCGUUGCAAAAGUCAGCAGGCACACAUGUCAUGCCCUUGCUGAAUACCUAUUCAGUGAACCGAAGGUGCUCAAAUCCGAUCAUUGCUGUAUCCGUGCCGAACGACGUCUAUCUCUCAUACAGUAUACUAAUCCUCACUUCCGUCUUCCGCUUCGCAUCCUUCCCGCUCAACCUUCGCACCGAUCUUUCUCUCUCUCGGACAGCUCCUGAUCUACCUGAUAAAAAAAAGACUUCCAACACUGAGGACUUGCUUGCGCCUAUUGAAGGUCCACUGGCAUACAUCUCGCUUUUAGGGACGGAGCCCUUCGUGCCACCUCCAGUGCUUUCGCGUCCCUGCGGAUUGCCUAGUAAUCCUCGCAUUGCAAUUGGAACCCAAAACACUAAAACAGAAUUCAUGCUCACCCCUGAAACAUUACGAUAUCUGGGUUCAACGAUUGAAGGCUUCACAUCACAGAUCCGCGAAAUCAUCCUCGCAUACAAGGCCACUGAAGUACGAGCCGAACUGCAGGCGAAGGAAUUUGAGCGACAGCGGGAGAAGUGUGGUGUGAUGCUCGAUCUCAUCGAGCAGCUGCGCGGCUCGCGGUAUAGCGAAGUCCAAGAACGACUCGAAAGAAUACGGGAAGCAUAUAGGGCGCUGGCAUCAAGGUUGGACCACAGGCUGCAGACACUUAUGCAGCAAGCAUCACCGAAGCUCAGUGAAUAUGAGACAAAAUGGUUUGAGGAAUUACGAAGGAUGAAGGCAGAGAUUGCUGGGGCGGGCAGGUACGACGAGCACUCGCUUGCCGCGCGGACAUCGCUGCUCAAACGCGAGUAUGACCGGGUGUUGCCCAGCUUGAAUGACAUGGUUGCCAAGGAGGCAGAGCGUAAGAAGUAUCUGAAUGAAAGUGGACUGGGGUUGUCGCAGGCUUUCCAGUUCGGAGAGCAGUCGAACCAAGAGCGCACGAAGAUAGCUGAGCUCGAAGAAGAUAUCAUGAAGAUGGCAUCGAAGUUGGAACUUUCGUUAGCUCGCCCGCCAUCGCUGCGGGAAAGCCCCAAGAAUGACUAG
Molecule: messenger RNA, 2433 nt
Organism: Suillus paluster
Lineage: Eukaryota; Fungi; Basidiomycota; Agaricomycetes; Boletales; Suillaceae
Exons: 9
Coding region: 1-2433 (810 amino acids)
Biological process (GO): ribosomal small subunit export from nucleus; mRNA export from nucleus; ribosomal large subunit export from nucleus
Cellular component (GO): nuclear pore
Molecular function (GO): protein binding; structural constituent of nuclear pore
Source: RefSeq, a predicted model, not a curated record